UUGACUUCGAACUUCAAACGGGUUUCCUUCUCGCUCGGUCCAUCCCCCGUCCGAUCCCUCGCCACUUCCCAUGGUGUUUAACUUGACUUUCGUCUUCGACGAUGAUUCCCUCAACACUAGCCCCGGCUCGCCGCCGGCCUUCUUGCCUUCGCCGUCGGUGGCUUCUCCUCCAGCUUGUAAUGGAUGCAUCGGCGUCAUCAGCAGAUUCGACGAGUUGCAACUUCGGGGUCGGCUCGAAGACAGAGGAGCUGCGGAGGAGAUGCGGGACGAGGAUUCCGGGGGAAGGAACGGUUUGGCAGGAAAAGCGAACCGAAUUGCAAAGAAGCAGGUCAAGGAAGUCAGCCUUUUAGUUAAGGCAGUUAAAGUUCUGGAUGCAAUAGGUGCUAGUAUGACAAACUUGAACAUGAACAACAGUUUCAUGUCAAGAAGAGCAGCAAAUGAGAAGAUUAUAGAAGUGUUGGCCUUUGAAGUUGGAAAUACUAUCACGAAGGGUGCCAACCUUAUGCAAUCCCUCGUGGAGCAAAACAUUGUAUCUUUGAAAGUAGAAGUGCUUCCAUCAGAAGGUGUGCAAUACCUAGUAUCAACGGAUAUGGAUGAACUACUGAGAAUUGCUGCCGCUGACCAGAGGAAAGAAUUGCAAUUGUUUACAAAAGAGGUGGUACGGUUAGGGAAUCUAUGUAAAGAUCAUCAAUUCCACCACUUGGACCUUUAUUUCGAUAAGAUGGAGUCGAGACCUGCAUCAGGGACACCAUUAAGGAAAGAUGCAUGGGCAGUAAUGCUGCCAUUAAUGAAUCUGGUUCGGCCUACAGCUGAGUUGUAUCACGAAUUACAUGCCUUGGACAGCUACGAACAAGAGUAUCAGCAUAAGCUGCAAGAACAUAUUAGCCUUGAUGCCAAAGAUAAAGACGAGAGCCUUCCAAUUCUGAGGUCGAAGCUAAGGAGUCAGAGGAGGCAUGUGAAAAGUUUGAAGAACAUAUCACUUUGGUCAAGGGCUUUGGACGGGGUGGUGGAGAAACUUGUGGAUAUUAUCCUUUGCCUACAAUAUGAAGUACUUAAAGCCUUUGGUAGUGCUGAUUUUGAAAGAGAAGCAGGAGGUUCUGCCAGCAGUGGUAGCAAAUUGGGAUCUUCUGGCAUGGCUUUGCACUAUGCAAUCAUUAUAACUCUUAUUGACAAUAUUGUGACUCAUUCGGGCUCUGUACCUCCAACAAUGACAAAUGCAUUGUACCAAAGUCUGCCACCAGGUAUAAAGUCAGCUCUGCGCUUUUGGCUGCGGCAAGGUCAGAUUCAGGAAGAGCCUACAAUUCUAAUUAUUAAAGCUCAAAUGGAGAAGACACUGUCGUGGCUUGCUCCAGUUGCUGCUAACACAAUCAAAGCACACUAUGGCUUUGCGAGACUGGGAGAAUGGCCAAGUAUGAGGUCCAGAGUGAAUCAGAGAUGCACUGUCAAGGAUGACUUUGUCAGAUUCAAUACUCUAUAUCACGCUGAUAAGGAGAAAACUGAUUCCUACAUCGUUGAACUGUUGUUCUGGCUUCACCAACUGGUCUGCAAAAGAAGGGCUAUAAACAAUGGAGUCACCUGUUCACUUGACUCGAUGGUUUCUUCUCUAAGCAACGAAGAGAUUAGAUUAUCUUCUCACAGUUUGCGUAAGGAUGUAGAUAAGAGGAAGCUGAUGCCAAGAACGAGAGAGACUCUUGAAUCUGAAACAGAAGGUCCCUGUUCAUGCUAUGACCAUCUACUGUGUACGGGUAUUUGUGAUUCUCCCACCAACAGAAGUCUGGGGGUUUCAGUUCCGAUUCUAAAGACAUUAUCUAUGGAUUUCGGCAUAGACAUGAUGACUGCGUUGGAUGUCAUUGAUGGCAUUACCGCCCCUUGAAGUAUUCUUGCAAUCACUAUGAGUUUGAUACAAUGAUAAGGGUACAUCUACCCUGGGACACUGGAGCUGCAAGUGAGAUAGAGGACUUUAAGACAUUGUUCGGCUACGUAGCAGAUGCCAGAACGAAAUAUCACAUAGCCUGUUAGUGCUGAUACAAUUAGAAGAGUAUCUAAGGUGCUGUCUUGCAAGACCAUGUGAAUACCCAUGUUGCAGCUGCUCAAAAGUGAAUUGAGUCUAAUUUGCAUAUUCAUGGACGACUGUCUAUUUCACUUUGCUUUUGCAGGUCGCCCGGUUUGGAGAAAGGGCAUGAUCAAGCUCAACCAUUUGGGUGAUGAUUGUUAGAAUGUACAUGUAAUGUCGAAUCUUGUUGUGAUCUGUAUAUAGUGGCCAUACGUAAUGGCUUCUACCGUGCCGUACUGUUCCCAUGCGCCUUGGAGAUACGAC
Molecule: messenger RNA, 2317 nt
Organism: Rhodamnia argentea
Lineage: Eukaryota; Viridiplantae; Streptophyta; Magnoliopsida; Myrtales; Myrtaceae
Product: protein PSK SIMULATOR 1-like
Exons: 13
Coding region: 71-1873 (600 amino acids)
Biological process (GO): positive regulation of growth
Source: RefSeq, a predicted model, not a curated record